CCUCAGUCUCUCUCCGACGCGCGACCCACGCUAGUGCCUCAACAUAACUUUUGAACGUUGCUAGUGUUACAUGUGAUACAAGGAAACCAAUAAUACCAUGGUGACUCUGAUUUGUCUAAUAAUAUAAAUAAGUGAUAUUUUAUUUCUGUAGUGAUUUAUAUCGUACUGUUAUUACUAAAACGACGAGAUGUCGGUCAUGCAAAAGCGGCAGCACUGUUAUCUCUGCGAUUUGCCUCGCAUGCCAUGGGCAAUGCUACACGAAUUUUCCGAACAAGUGUGCCGCGGAUGUGUUAAUUAUGAAGGUGCAGAUAGGAUUGAAGUUGUUUUAGAUACCGCCAGACAGUUAAAACGAGCACAUGGUUUUCAAGAAGGACGUGGACCUACACAUGCAAAAGGUUCGCACCGUGGUCCUCUAGAGGCACAUCAGAACGGUGUGGAGAGUCAGUCCCGAGGACAGCCGGCCCCACCAGCACAUCACGCGCCAACUGCUGGCUUUGCGUUGCAUCACUCACGUCCAACUGCUAGCGCUGGGCUAUUAGCUGAAUAUGGCGGCCGAAGAGAUGACCACGAAGGACGAAGACUCGCACAUCUUCCUCUCGCGCACCUACCAACGCACGCCGGUGCUCGGCUCGCAUCCGGAUUGACUCUCAAAAGACCUUUGGACGAUGAUGAUCAUCAGAAUCACCAAGAACCAGCAAAAAGGCUUCUGGAGGAACAUUCCAGGCCACCACUAACCCGUGGCGAAUCUCUGCCGGCUGUUUCAUUGGCCGCACCUUUUGCUCCUGACCGUGUGUUCAAACAGGAAAAACACCCCUUACGUACACCUUCCUUCGAUGCUACUUUCAAGUCUAACGGAUACGGAAGCAGCGCCCCCCUCACGAACGGGUCGGCCGGGUCUCCGCCCGCGAGCGCGGCGGGCGGCGGGGCCGGGCCGUCCCCCAUGGCCGCGCUCAUGUCGGUGACGGACACGCUGCCCCCGGGCUCGCCGCGCUCCGCCGGGGGCUCGCCGCCUCAGCCUCCCCCGCAGAGGUCCGCCAGCCGCUCCAGUCAGCACUCUCCAAACUCGUCAGGGUCGAACGGCGGGCGGCGGUCGUCGGGAUCGCGGCACGUGUCCUCCACGACGUCAGUGUCGUCGACGGAGGCGGGCGAGGGCGGUGAGGCCGCGCCGACGCCCGCGCCGCUUCUUAAGUGCACGCUCUGCCAAGAGCGCCUCGAAGACACCCACUUCGUGCAGUGCCCCAGCCAGCCACAUCACAAGUUCUGCUUCCCGUGCUCCAGGGACUCAAUUAAAAGACAACAGGGAUCAGAGGUUUACUGUCCAAGUGGUGAAAAGUGUCCGCUGGCAAACUCGACAGUCCCAUGGGCCUUUAUGCAGGGCGAAAUCGCUACAAUCUUAGGCGAGGAGUUCAAACCUAAGAAAGAGCGGGAGACCUAGGGCAUCGUUCUGCCGACUCGAUCUUUAUCACUUGUCCCUCUCACUGUAAACUGAUCAGGGGAGGAGUGCCAGCCGGCCACGUGCUAGCGGCAGACGCGCAUCGCGUACUUUUCUCGCGGGUCGGGCCCGAAGGCCACCGCGGCCAGAGCACUUCGUGUACAUACUGUUGUAAAUAUUAUAAUCGUACUCAUAGUCGACACAAGUCAAUCAUUUGGAAUUGAACUCCGCCUACUGUCCAAUUUCUUGGUCAGAUGUAGCCAUGAUGGAAUUGCUACCUAUCAAGUCGAUACGGCCAAAUGUAUUCAUUGCAACAUAAUAUGGUACAUAUCCAUUUUUUAUUAUCUUAAAUGAAUAUUUUAUACCAAAAUGUUAUGGACCAUCGUAAUGUUCUAAUUUUUAUACUUUUUGAUCUGAGGACAUUCUCGUUCGAGAGUAACAGAAGCCUGGCUAUAGUGUUGGUGUCGAGAACUCUUCAGGUGCCAUUGUCUUAGUUACCUUUAGGUUUGGAGCCAAAAUGAACUUGGCAUUUAUCAAUGUGAUUCACAAUACGUGUAUUCUCUUAUCCUCGUCGUAUAUUAAUGAUCAUGACAUUAUGUAGUCCGUUAGCGACUGUAAAGAUAUUGACACUUAUUACAUUUAUUGGAAGUGCAUCAUUCUUUGUACAGGUUUUAGCGCUUAAUAUGUAGUUGCAUGCGUAAGUUAUUGAAUAUUCUAUUAUUGAACACAAAUAUUUUAGAGUGGCUCGAGUUCCGUUACUGUAUUAUCUAUUUGGCGACACGUUUGGCCUAAAACUGUUGGGAUCUUUACGUUUUGUAUAUUUUAAGAUUAUUUUUUUAGGAUUGAGAAAAUUAAAUUCGAUUAGGAAUUUGUUACGCUCCGCUAUUUUUGAGUUGAUUAUUUUGUAAGUUUAAGAAUGUUGUGUCGGCUGCAGUAUUAGCGAGGCGCCUGCGCAUGUCGUCACUCGUCAGUCGGGAGUCGACACGCACCUAGUCAUUUUGUGAAAUGUCAAACUGAUCCGCGGACGCCGGACGCGCGGCUCUCAUAGGAACUCUUAAAACUCGCUGCUAUUUGUAUAAAGUGAAGUAAUUAUCAUUAUAUUAUGAUUGUCAUAUUGUUGUUACAUCUCGUAGUGUGUCAAUUUCGAAGGCUAUCAGAUGGCGAACACUGAACAGUCGUUGUGGACUGGUAUUGUGAUGUGUCACACGUCACGCGGACGAGCGUCCGUCUGCGUGUUCGUUGUCACGUGUCUUGUAGUUAGUCGCUUGUAGGCCACACUCAUACUAUUGUAUUCUUAUGUAAUACAGCAAUGCAUGUAUCUUGCGUCACAUCCGUUAGACGAGUCGUGACCGUACUUUACUUUUUAUAUAUUAUGUACCUAUGUUCAAUUAAAUUGACAUGUCCAUUAUUUAUUUUAGAUUGUCUGUACAUACUAAUUUGAACUUUACUCUGUAAAUACUACUAUCUAUAAUUGUACAUACUUAUAUCUAAUAAUUGUUUAGCCGCUAGUUUUUCAAGGCAAUCGAGUCAGUAUUAAUACUAUGUACUGUGAGUCUUGUAGUUAUUUAUAUAAUUUUCAACUGCUUUCAUUCGCAACAAACAUACAAAAAUUGUACCUAUUUGUUUCCAAAACAUCUUAAUUCACAAUUAUUUUAAUUUAAUGUCUAUAUUUUAUGUAAAUCACAUAAUUUGUUUCCAGAACGUUUGUCAAUGUUUCUCAUGAUUUCUGUACAAUAACGUUUUCUGAUAGAUUCGAAAUUGAAAGGUUAAUUGUCUGGACAAGUUUCCCUUUGGUUUAUGUUACAUAUUGUGCUAUCAUUUUGAAACAGUCAGAAAUACUGGCAAUAUUCGAUAUAGUGUUACUAUUGAUAUCUACAUCUUUGUCAAAUGUAUGCCACACUUUAUAAAACAGUCCGUAGGUAAUGUCUUAAAUACCUACAGUAGUUCUACCGAACUAGUACCUAAUCCUUUUUGUAAUGCGUCUCUAAAUAUUUCAGGCUCAUAGUGCGAAUCCAUAUUUUAAAAUAACUUUUUAUAUAAGUACAGUGAUUGCAUACAUUCGGUAUAUGAAUGAUGGUGGUCUGUCUGUAUGGGCUUGAUGUCGAAUAUUGACAAUAGCUGCAAAUGGUAUAGUUUCAAGACUUGGAAACUGGACGUAAUUCCAGAAAAAUGUUCCAAACCACAAUCAUGUCGAAAUUGAGUUAAGAACACAAAACUGGUCACGUGAUUCAUAUUAACGGACUGACAAAAAAUGGCAGCCCUACUGUAAUAAUUCUUUAAAUGACAUCAUGACUAGUAGCCCAACCCACAUGUAUGGAAUACACUAAUACUUAUUAAACUUUAAACACGAAUUCCUUAAAAUGUGAUGUUUGUGGCUUGGAACGUUUUUCAGAUACUACGUCCAACUAUCUUAUUGUUAGUAAAAAGUGAAAUGCUUUGGUUAAGAUGUUAAUGUAAGUGUUGGUGAAUUACAAUUGAUGUGAUUUUGUAAA
Leptidea sinapis is the source of this 3924-nucleotide messenger RNA. RefSeq names its product interferon regulatory factor 2-binding protein 2-B (gene Pits). Lineage: Eukaryota; Metazoa; Arthropoda; Insecta; Lepidoptera; Pieridae. Gene Ontology annotation, biological process: regulation of transcription by RNA polymerase II. Gene Ontology annotation, molecular function: transcription corepressor activity. The record is from RefSeq and is a predicted model, not a curated record. Gene Ontology annotation, cellular component: nucleus. The coding region runs from base 188 to 1435 and encodes 415 amino acids. The transcript is spliced from 4 exons.